Messenger RNA from Pristis pectinata (smalltooth sawfish), 2990 nucleotides. It is a transcript of the gene ythdf3, whose product is annotated as YTH N6-methyladenosine RNA binding protein F3. Lineage: Eukaryota; Metazoa; Chordata; Chondrichthyes; Rhinopristiformes; Pristidae. Gene Ontology annotation, molecular function: mRNA binding; N6-methyladenosine-containing RNA reader activity. Bases 341 to 2050 code for a protein of 569 amino acids. The transcript is spliced from 5 exons. The record is from RefSeq and is a predicted model, not a curated record. Gene Ontology annotation, biological process: mRNA destabilization. Gene Ontology annotation, cellular component: cytoplasm.
GACGUCAGAUGCCGGAAGGUCAGAGGCUGCGAGCGGAAGUGGGUGCAGGAGCGCUCCGCCAUUGUGUGCGAGAGGAGUAGGGACCGUGCAGCUGCAGACACGUACACACGGGCAGCCGCCGCCGUCCCACCCGAGCCGACCCGACCCGAGCCGACCGGGAGCCCGCCGGCACGCAGGCAGCGGCCGCUCCUCCGCCGCCUGGGAUUUACCGUCACCGGCCCGGCCCGCUGCGCCAUCCACCGGGAGCUCGGUUUUUCUUUUAAUUUUUUUCCGGAAAAAAAAAGAGUCGGCGGAGCCUGAGGCCGCGGCCGAGCCCCUGCCCGCUGUUGUUUAAUGAAGAAUGUCUGCGACCAGCGUGGAGCAGAGACCGAAAGGACAGGGAAGUAAAGUUCAGAACGGUUCGAUGCAUCAGAAAGACACAGUGAAUGAUGACGAUUUUGAACCUUAUUUAACGAGCCAGGCAAAUCAGAGCAACAGCUACCCACCAAUGUCAGAUCCGUACAUGCCCAGUUACUAUGCUCCUUCCAUUGGAUUUCCAUAUUCACUUGGUGAAGCUCCCUGGUCAACAGGGGGAGAUCCUCCAAUGCCAUACUUAACAACAUAUGGACAGAUGAGCAAUGGUGAGCAUCACUUUAUACCAGAUGGUGUAUUUAAUCAACCAGGGGCCUUGGGGAGCACCCCACCAUUUUUGAAUCAACAUGGAUUUAACUUUUUUCCUGGGAAUGCCGACUUUUCUACCUGGGGAGCGAGUGGAUCUCAAGGACAGUCAACACAAAGUUCUGCAUAUAAUAACAGUUACGGAUAUCCACCCAGUUCUCUUGGAAGAGCCAUAGCUGAUGGACAAGCUGGAUUUGGAAGUGACUCUCUGAGCAAAGUGCCUGGCAUAAAUAGCAUUGAGCAAGGCAUGACUGGACUGAAGAUUGGAGGAGAUAUGACAACAGCUGUCACUAAAACUGUAGGUUCAGCUCUUAGUAACACAGGUAUGUGCAGUAGCAUUGUUGCUAAUAGCAUUCCAGCAACAACCACUUCAGCGCCUAAACCAACAUCGUGGGCUGCUAUUGCUAGGAAACCUGCAAAACCUCAGCCCAAGCUAAAGCCUAAGACUAACGUAGGGUUAGGUGGAUCUGCAGUGCCACCUCCACCUAUAAAACAUAACAUGAAUAUUGGAACUUGGGAAGACAAAGGUAAUGUGCCCAAAGCCCCACCUACACAGCAAGUUCUGCCUCCUCAAGUUGUUAUCCAGCAACAUCAGCUUCCACAGCAGCCAAUUGCUAUUCAGACCCAACCAGCACAUCAACAACCACAGCAUGUGGGGCCUCAACAACCUCAGGUUCAGCAGCAGUUGCAAAACCGCUGGGUGGCUCCUCGCAAUCGGGGAGCUGGCUUCAAUCAGAACAGUGGCACUAAUAGCGAGAGUUUUGUGUUGGGUAUGGCCUCUUUAAGCACUUCACUGCCUGGAGGAGAAGUACAUCCUGUGUUGGAAAAACUGAAAGGCAUACACAACUACAACCCCAAAGAUUUUGACUGGAGUCUGAAGACGGGUCGAGUAUUUAUAAUUAAAAGCUACUCUGAGGAUGAUAUACACCGUUCCAUCAAAUAUUCUAUUUGGUGCAGUACUGAGCAUGGUAAUAAACGUUUGGAUGCUGCUUUCCGCUCCUUGAACGGUAAAGGACCACUCUAUUUACUGUUUAGUGUAAAUGGAAGUGGACAUUUUUGUGGAGUGGCUGAGAUGAAGUCAGCUGUGGACUAUAAUGCUUAUGCUGGAGUGUGGUCACAAGAUAAAUGGAAGGGCAAGUUUGAAGUGAAGUGGAUCUUUGUAAAAGAUGUGCCCAAUAACCAGCUACGGCAUAUUCGUUUGGAAAAUAAUGAUAACAAACCAGUUACCAACUCAAGGGACACACAGGAGGUGCCCCUAGAAAAAGCCAAGCUAGUGCUUAAAAUAAUUGCUACUUACAAGCAUACCACUUCAAUCUUUGAUGAUUUUGCACAUUAUGAAAAGCGUCAAGAAGAGGAGGAAGCCAUACGUAGGGAGCGGAAUAGAAGCAAGUAGUGACUGAAUGGAGAAGCUCUACCAGAUUUAGAACACUAAUGAUACAAACCUUGGAAAUGCCUAGUAUCUUCAAGGAACAUGAUUAUUGGAACUUUACUGCUCAUGGCAACUUCUACAGAACACUUGAACACAAAAUUGGCUUUCUGUGUCGGUUCUCGUUACUGCAUUUGCCCUUAUACUCUUGUCUCACAAAACACAUCUGAGCGCUAUAACUUUGUCAAGCACUUUCUGCCAUCCUAAGCUUUUAUCAGUAACUUCUGUCUUUCUAAGCUCACCCUCUUAGAUGAAUUACAGAAAUUGAGUGGAAGUGAGAAACCAAUAACUUUUUAUUUGAAUUUGUUUAAUACUAACAAUUAAUGAGUGUAGUUUGGUCAAUGAUCUGAGAUUUCAAAAUGCUUGGCUCUUCAGAAUACUUUCUGUUGUAGGAUUUAUUUUUAAGUUAAUUUUAGCUCUUUUGAAACAAUUUGGAUAUCAUGUAAUUUUUAGUUCAAACUGAUAAAUCCAAUACAAUGCCUAUGUGAAAAUUAUUGUAGUCAAUAAAGCAAAUAAAUUGAAUUAAUAUUUUGCCAAAUGUGAAACAAACCAGAAGUUAUGCAAGAUUCUUACCCAAAUUAUUUGUGGUUUUGAAUAUAAUUUUUAAAAAUGUAUGUGCAACCAUUUGAAUGCCAUGCUCCUUUUUUUUCUUGUACUCUGUAUUACAUAGGCUUCAGAAAAGUACAUUUGUCUAGGGAGAAGAUACUAGAUGUUUGAUACGACCAUUGAUGAAACUGUCCUAAGUAAAUGUACCUCAGUUUGAUUUAAAAUUUUAGACUUAUGUAAUAUCUUUUAAAUACAACUUCCUUGCUUUGAAUGUUUGCCCUUCCGGCAGGAAACUAUCAUGGAAGUGAUUUUUUUUCUCCUCUAAAUGAUUCAUUAGCUUAAUAAAUCCAGUACUUCUUUA